Messenger RNA from Fusarium venenatum, 3042 nucleotides. Lineage: Eukaryota; Fungi; Ascomycota; Sordariomycetes; Hypocreales; Nectriaceae. The record is from RefSeq and is a predicted model, not a curated record.
AUGGGGUUUUGGAAGAAGUUCUCGUCACGCACCGCUCAAGGAGGAUCCGUCAACCAAGGAUCCCCAUCGACAACGUCUGGUCCAACCACUCAUCCACAAGGCCUAGAAGUGGUAUCAGAAGGAAGCAACCCCGUCAUAGAUAUCGUUGUGAUUCACGGUCUUAACGGGCAUCGCGAGAAGACCUGGACUGCUGAAAACGGAAUUCACUGGCUUCGCGAUCUGCUGCGUUUCGAUAUCCCCGAAGCACGUAUACUCUCGUGGGGAUACGACGCAAAUACACACACUAGUUCUUCUAAUACGUCUUACUCGUUUCUAUAUGAUCAUGCGCGGACGCUGGUGUCCGAUUUAAACAGGAGACGCAAGGUGACUGACUCGUCAGAACGGCCGAUCAUAUUUAUCGCACAUAGCCUCGGCGGAAUUGUUGUCAAGAGUGCCCUUAUCCAUUCGGAUGCAGCGCGUAAAGGUGCUCUGCUUGAUCAGCGGUCUAUCAAGCUUUCGACUUAUGGCAUUGUUUUCAUGGGUACCCCUCACCAGGGUGGGAAUGGUGUGCAACUGGGACGUAUCCUCAUCAAUGCCGCCUCUGUUUUCGUACAAGCCGAUGAUCGCCUCCUCAAACAUCUUGAGAGGGAUUCUGAGUGGCUCUUGCAACAACUAGGCCAGUACGGCCCGAUAAGCGGUGAAUUUGUGACCAAAUUUGCUUAUGAAGAAUACGAGACACCGAUAGCUUUGGGCAAAAAGAUCCUGGUCGUGCCAAGGGCAUCAGCGGUUGUCCCGGGGCAGGCGGAUGCGGAGCCAAUUGCCGUUCAUGCAAACCACAAAAACAUGGUGAAGUUCAAGUCAAGAGAGGAUGUUGGCUAUAAUACCAUCCUGGAGAAUUUGCAAAUCAUGAUGAAGGAUGCUGAGGCCGUGAUUCGAGCACGAUGGGAAGCAGAGCGCCGGGCAGAGAAUGCUCGAGUUAAUGAAAAGAAUUUUUCUCUCGAGUUCAGUCUAUCAGAGGUCAAUGAUGUCAAUCAUUUUGUUGCAAGAAAUGAGGAACUUGCACAAUUGCAGAAGAUCUUGACAAACUCCCAAGAUCGUCGUAUCGUUGCCAUCCAUGCCCUCGGGGGUAUGGGCAAAACACAACUUGCAGUUGCCUUUGCAAAGCAAAAUCACAAAUCAUUCUCCGCGGUAUUCUGGAUGAACGCAACCGAUAAGGAAACGCUGAAACAGAGCUUCAUGAGAGCAGCGAACCGAAUCCUCCGCGAGCGUUCCCCUCUGCCCUAUGUUGAACGUGCCGUUGUCAACAACGAUAUGGAAGAGGUAACCAAAGCUGUCGGACGAUGGCUGAGCGAGCGUGGCAACAAUGAGUGGCUUAUCAUCUUCGACAACUAUGACCACCCUUCUUUAGGCAAUAAUAUCGGCAGCAGGAACUCUCAGGAUGAUAAUAACAUCGUCUCAAAAGAUUACGAUCUUCGUCCAUUCUUCCCUGAAACUCAUCAUGGUGCGAUCAUCAUCACGACGCGAUCAUCCACAGUAAAGCUCGGCGAGAGUAUACGACUGAAGAAACUCCAAUGCAUCGGGGAUGGUCUCAAGAUUCUCGAGUCUACAUCCAGACGCAAACGACUCGAGAAAGAUCCCACAGCUAUCCGCCUUGCUGAGAAGCUCGAUGGUCUUCCACUUGCCCUUGCCACUGCUGGUGCUUACUUAGAUCAAGUUACUAUAUCAUUUACCGAGUACCUUGAACUCUACAACGAAUCAUGGGGCAGACUUCAAGAAUCUAGUCCCCAGCUCUUAUCAUACGAAGAUCGUGCUAUGUACUCAACAUGGAACAUAUCAUAUGAGAAUGUAGAGAAACGGAACAAGUCUUCUGCUAUGCUGCUCAAGCUUUGGGCUUACUUCGACCAUGAUGACUUGUGGUAUGACCUACUGUGUGGUGCGGGGGAAUCGGCACCACCAUGGUUGGAAGUGCUUACAGACAAGCUGGCAUUUGUGGAAAGCAUGCGCCUAUUGUGUGACCACGGACUAGUGGAGGCGAAUACAAUUAUUGGUGAGUCUCAAGCGGGAUCACCGGGUUAUAGCGUGCAUGAAUGCGUGCAUGCAUGGAUGGUUCAUGCGUUGCAUAAAAACACUGAUACAGACAUGGUGCGGAUAGCCGCUACAUGUGUGGCAUCGCUCGUACCAACCGAAAGUGAUAAGGAAUAUUGGCUUACAGAACGACGACUAUUGCGACACGCUGACCGAGUUUUUGAGAGGACGACGGAAGGCACAGGAAUGCCCCAUCUUGACACAUGGAUUUAUUCGGAAUUUGGGUCUCUCUUCCGCCACCAAGAUCGACUAAAGGGGGGGGAGGUGAUAUACAAGCGAUUGCUGCAAGAGUAUGAAAAGACAUUGGGUCCCAACCAUAAAUGGACGCUAGGAACAGUUCACAAUCUAGGACUUCUCUAUCUGAAACAAGGUCGAUUUCAACAAGCAGAAACGAUGCAUAAGCAGGCAUUGCAAGGAUUCGACGAGACACUAGGGCCAGAGCAUAUAUAUACCGUUACAGCAAUAGAAGGUCUGGGUAAUAUCUAUGUCGACCAAGGUCGGCUUGAUGAGGCAGAAAGAACCUUUAAUCGAGAUACAUCAACGCUCAGUACAGUUAACCAGCUUGGAGGUCUCUACAUUCGACAAGGUCGCCUCAAUGAAGCAGAAAUCAUGUGUCAGCGAGCAUUACAAGGGAAAGAGAAGGCAUUCGGACCCUACCAUCAAUCAAUGGUUAACACACUCUACAAUCUUGGGCUUAUCUACAUGCAGCAAGGUCGUCUUGAUGAAGCAGAAACAAUGUGUAAGCGAGCGUUGGAAGGAGAUGAGAGGACUGUGGGGUCAACCUCUUUCAAAACGUACUUGCCUGCGCUAAAAACUCUAGAAACCCUGGGUGAUGUCUACCGACGUAUGCAUAAGCUAGACCUAGCUGAGAAAUGCUAUCUGCAAGCAUGUAGCGGACGUAUGAUAGUUUUAGGGGCGAAUAACGAUAAGACUAAAAGGAUUCAAAGUAGAUUGGAAGACUUGAGAUUACGACAUUAG